AUGUUUGAAGCAGACAAAGCAAACAGGGUGGGGAUCUCGUCAGGAGAUUCCUCGCAGCCUCAGCCACAAGAGAUCAUCACCGUUGACAAUCAACGCCCACACAUGUCGGUUGAUGAUUUGCUCAAGGCAAUAAAAGGAGCCAACGGCAUGCCGGUGUUGUUCGUCCCCUCCAGCGACGGCCGGCUGGCGGCAGUAGCCAUGGACGGCCUCCAUCAGAAUCUGGUGCCCACCUACUCCAUUUCCGAAAAGAAGAACCAACAGGAUUUCCGGGCCUGGCUGCUGCUCCUCACGUCACUGGUCGCUACCGUCACCUUCACCGCAGGGCUCGCCCCGCCCGGCGGCUUCUGGGACGCCGACGACAGGGCAAACAGGCACAUCGCCGACACCUCGAUCAUGCGCGAUAAGUUCCCCCGCAUGUACUUGGUCUUCUACUACAGCAACACCACCGCUUUCUUCACGUCCCUGAUGAUCAUCGGCAUGCUCGCCAAGAACGUGUACAACAAGGAGACCGUAGUCCUAAAGAACCGUUUCUUCGUAGCCCUUGUCGGCCUCUGCUUCAUGACCUUGGGGACUAGCUACAUCACCGGCACCUGGGUCAGCCCCAGGGGAGGGGUCUACAACAUCGUCAUGUUUGUGGUAGUCAUUUGCUACAUGACCAUGCACUGGGUUCUGGACUUCAUAGUCUGGAUGCAACGCCGUGCUACAUGA
Messenger RNA from Triticum turgidum subsp. durum (durum wheat), 708 nucleotides. The record is from the annotation of a GenBank genome assembly. Lineage: Eukaryota; Viridiplantae; Streptophyta; Magnoliopsida; Poales; Poaceae.